GCAGCUGGCACGCCUCUAAUUCCACACGGUGAUCUCAUAAGGUAUGGUCUUCUGCAGCAAAAACCCGUGCCAAAUGAAACAUUCGCCCAGCAUGGACGGGUGCUAAGCGCUGCAUAACCUACCGAGGGCGCUGUUGAUACUUUUUUAUAUUCACCUGCUCUGCCCACACCCGCCUCCCUCUCCUCCAUUUCCCUCGCGCCCGUCCUAUGUCGAUUCUGGACUCGCCACCACUUCCUCUCGUUUCAGGGUCGCAGCAUGGUUUCCUGGUAUCACAUCGCCGUCUUUGCAUGGUUGUUUCGAUAUUUUCGCUUGAUUGUUAAUUGCAUCUCCCACUGGACCUUCAGGCCGAUACCCAUACCGGAGUAUCCCACCUACACCUCACAGGAUGUCACCAUAAUUCUGCCCACCAUCGCCACUGGCGGCGAUGAGCUCCGAGACACGAUAUCCACUUGUCUUCGUUCCGAGCCUUACGAGUUGCUGCUCGUCACCAUCGAUGCGAACCGGGACGCUCUGGUGAAGCUCGCUAACCAGAUCAACGCCAAGAAGAUUCGCGUGUUGAGCAUUCGAGAGGCCAACAAGCGCAGGCAAAUGUGCAGAGCCAUCCCGGAGGUCGUCACGAAAAUUACCAUCUUCGUCGACGACGAUGUGGUCUGGCCGGCAAAAGUAUUGCCAUGGAUGUUGGCACCAUUCGAAGAUGCCAAAGUGGGCGGCGUGGGCACUUCACAGAGGCUGAAAAGGCCGGCGCAGCAGAGCGCUUGGGGUUUCCUCGGCGCCACCUAUCUCGAGCGACGGAACUUCGACUGUUCCGCCUGCCUCCACAUCGAUGGCGGAUUGCCGUGUCUCUCAGGACGAACAGUCGCCUACCGAACCGAAAUUUUGCAGGAUGAGGCCUUCACGCACGGAUUCACUCACGAGGAGUGGAGGACGAUGCAGCUGAAUGCCGACGACGACAAUUUCAUCACGCGAUGGCUGUAUUCUCAUGGGUGGAAGAUCAAAAUGCAGUAUCACAAGGAAUGCGAAGUGCAGACGACUUUGGAAGAGGGACCGAAAUAUCUCAGGCAAUGUCUGCGUUGGGUGCGCAGUAAUUGGCGCAGCAACCUGACCAGCUUGUUUGUGGAACGGCACUACUGGAUAUCGCAACCGUGGAGCACGUAUUCCGUGCUGCAAACCACAAUCACCGCCUGGGCACUGCCCUAUGAUAUUUUGAUAUUCACAUCUUGGUAUCAAGCAUCAAAAGGGUGGUCAUAUGACGAGCGCUGGUAUUUAUUCACGUUCCUCGUAGUAUGGACAUAUGGCUUCAGCAAGACUGUCAAGCUUUGGGGCCACUUCUUCCGCUACCCAGCGGACGUUGUAUACAUUCCUCUGUACAUCGCUUUUGGCUAUUACCAUGGCGGCAUCAAGCUCUAUGGAAUGUUAACGCUCGAUGCGACUACAUGGGGAAGCAGGGACGGAGCCGAUACCGACAACCGCGUGCGUAUGAUCAGACUACCACCGUAUGGGUCGACGUCACUCGAUGCACCUGAUGGUCGCAAGUCGGAAUCGUUCGACUACCCGCCGCCACAAGCACCCCGAGCGAUGCUCGAGGUCGACCAACUCCCAGCGUACGACACACACCAAAAACACCAUCCCAUACCACUGGACAAGCUUCGUCCAGUGCCGCUGACGACAACGAACGUUACCUAUCACGACUAAUGACCCUUCACAUUUGCUGCACGAUACCCCGGCAUCAUUCAGUUCUUUGCAUCAGCACCGCACAUAGAGGUAGACCGAGACGUGCGACAUCCGCCGCUCGCUACCAGGAGGAGAGGCAUCGAAUGCCACAAAGACGGGAACGCUGUGCCUGGCCAGGAGAAAAGUUCAUGGUCCUUUUCAGCGAACAUGGUUGGAAGCCACUGCAUGGCACCAGUUGCGAAAAAAGUUUUAGCACGCAAAGUCGGCGUAGAGGGUUUUGAAAGAUUCGUCACGGCAAGAUUGCGAACGCCGUCACGUCUUGGAAUGAUGAUUGAACGGACGACAUUGGGCGGCUUGGAGCUUUUUUGAUUGACACAGCUUCAUCUGAGCGUUUAAGCGUUUGUACAGAAUAGUACACAGCCGUCGAGAGACGGCUUUUGCUGGCAAUUGAUCGAGUUGGCAUACGUGCUGCUCGCAUUUCACCUCACAGCACCACCCUUUUUUUUCCCGUCUCGCCAGCACUUUUUCUUCCCCUGCCCGUUGCGCUGUUCGCGUACCUGCAGUGAACCAUGUACCGAGCGACAGUAGGCCAUGGUGUGUUUCAGCAGCGCGAGACGGGUGGCAUUGAGAGCGCAAUGCCACUCCACUCGUGCUGAGACAAGGCCAGAUGGCGAGACUUCGUCGCGACACAUAGUGCUGCGGCGCAAUGGCGUGGGUGCGUGCUGCAUCGCUCACGGCUAUCGAGCAGUAUCGCCGCUAUCGCGAUGGUGUCACGCUCGUGCUGACCAGGCAGGUGCGAUGUGUGAUGAGCGUGAACGGGCCGUUGCUGCAGCCACCACAGCUUUCGCGAGCAAAAAGACAGACGCCUCCCAGCCACCUCAACACCCUCCUAGGGCCAUGUGCACGAGCGCGGAGAGUCGGCCGACGAUCAGCAGACAGCGACAGUCCUUCGCAACAUGUGUCACAGACACGAGCCAGCGUGGAGCGGCCACGCACUGCCGUUGACAACCGCGCCAGUCGCC
Messenger RNA from Cercospora beticola, 2693 nucleotides. It is a transcript of the gene GT2, whose product is annotated as glycosyltransferase family 2 protein. The record is from RefSeq and is a predicted model, not a curated record. NCBI's taxonomy places the organism in Eukaryota, Fungi, Ascomycota, Dothideomycetes, Mycosphaerellales, Mycosphaerellaceae.